Frankliniella occidentalis (western flower thrips) is the source of this 715-nucleotide messenger RNA. RefSeq lists its product as uncharacterized. NCBI's taxonomy places the organism in Eukaryota, Metazoa, Arthropoda, Insecta, Thysanoptera, Thripidae. The coding region runs from base 42 to 230 and encodes 62 amino acids. The transcript has a single exon. The record is from RefSeq and is a predicted model, not a curated record.
AGUAAACUCCCCCACCAUCGGACUGAUUGCAGGUGCGCGGGAUGGAGUCGUGGCUGCUGGACGUGAAGCGGGUGCGCAUCCCGAGGCCCAAGUUCGGCUCGUCGCGGUGCCCGGCGGAGCCCCCCAAGGACUACGGCGGCGACGAGGACGGCGGCAAGGGCCAGCGGGCGCGCCUCGAGCUGGGCAAGGCCACAGAGGACCUGAGGAGGGCCAUCCAGGACAAGCUGUGACGCCGGAGCGCCGCCCGCCGGCCGCCCCCAAGCCACUUGUAAAUACUUUAAUAACCCCGCAAGGCUGUGCUUUUAGAGAGUAAGUUUUAUUUAAUAUCGUGUGACGAAGUUGGUAUCGUUUUGUUGCUUAUUUGUUUCUCGCGGCAAAAAAAGUAUGUUGAAGUGAUUUUUAAGAAGAUUCCGAGAUGACAGAGCAGGUCAAAACGAUCAGUUUGAUUUUGGAAACGUCGAUAGUCUCGAUCUCAAUUUAAAAUAGAGAAAAGACAAAAGAAUAAAAAAACGUGUGGACCGGAGCACGACGAUGGAAUAUACAAAAGGGAUAAACCCCCCCAUCACUGACUCAUAUUUCUUUCGAAAACUCUACUUAUAAGUUUGCAACUACUUCAUGUAAAUCCACACGCAAUGCCUGCAGUGUGUACUAGGGUUUUUUUUUCUAUGAAACCAUUUCGCCUUUGUAAAUACUCAAUAAACGACAUCAUGAUGAA